This is a messenger RNA of Penicillium maclennaniae, 1134 nucleotides long. RefSeq names its product RHO alpha subunit C-terminal catalytic domain-containing protein. The record is from RefSeq and is a predicted model, not a curated record. Lineage: Eukaryota; Fungi; Ascomycota; Eurotiomycetes; Eurotiales; Aspergillaceae. Bases 1 to 1134 code for a protein of 377 amino acids. The transcript has 2 exons. Gene Ontology annotation, molecular function: 2 iron, 2 sulfur cluster binding; iron ion binding.
AUGUCAUUCUUGAGGAAUUUCUUCGGCACCUCUGCCACUGCCGCCGCCGCCGUUGAGGCAAAGGACGAGCUGAAGCCGGUUCGUGCCUUGCCUGCUUCAUGGUAUACUUCCCAGAGCAUGUACGAGCUUGAACAACGAUCGAUCUUCUCCCGCAAGUGGCUCCUUACAACACAUAAGCACCGCAUUGCCAACCCUGGCGACUGGGUUCACUAUGACGCUGCUGGUUACGAGUUCGUUGUCAUGAAGGAUCAGGAAGGAAACAUCACUGGUUUCCACAAUGACGACUUCUACCCCAUCCAUAUCCACCUCGACCGUAACGGCUUCGUGUGGGUCAACUUGGACACCAGUGAGAUUCCCGAAGUUGCCUGGAAGGACGACUUCGAGGGUGUUGAUGAGCAGCCCCGAUUCAGUCACUACAACUUCGAGGAAUACAGCUUCGACCACACGUGGGACAUGGAGGGCGAGUUCAACUGGAAAAUUCUGGCCGACAACUACAACGAAUGCUAUCACUGCCAAGUUGCUCAUCCCGAUAUUCCUAAGAUCGCUGAUCUGAACUCCUACUACGUGAAGACCAAGGCCGGUCACAUUCAACAUUAUGGUGCCCAGCGACAGGACCAGAUCGAUAAGGGCUUCCGAAUUGCCACCACCUACUUCUGGCCUAAUGCCUCGUUCAAUAUCUCCCCUCACUUCUUCUUCAUGCAGCGAUUCACUCCCCUUGGACCGAAGAAAUGUGUGAUGCGCUACGAGGUCUACCGGCACAAGGAUGCCAGCGACGCGGACUUCAAUCUCAUCAGCGAUAUGUACAAGCGAAUCAUGUCCGAGGACAAGUACCUUUGCAUUCUUUCCCAAAAGAAUCUUAAUGCCGGCGUUUUCGUCAACGGACAGCUCCACCCUGAGUUGGAGAAGGGUCCUCUCCACUUCCAAAAGACCGUGCGCGAGGUCGUCAUGGAGCACCACAAGAAGGAGGAAGACUGCGGUCAUCAGAUUUGGCCCGCUCAAGAACGUAUUCCCAGGAAUACUGCCGUCGAUGAAGACACCAUCGCUUUCCGCACAGGCAUGGACGUCUGCAGUGCAGAGAAGAACGAUAUGACAGACAGUCUAACAAGCAACUUUGCGCCAACCAUUGCUGUCUAA